This is a messenger RNA of Sinocyclocheilus grahami, 513 nucleotides long. RefSeq names its product rho guanine nucleotide exchange factor 39-like. Gene Ontology annotation, molecular function: guanyl-nucleotide exchange factor activity. Lineage: Eukaryota; Metazoa; Chordata; Actinopteri; Cypriniformes; Cyprinidae. Gene Ontology annotation, biological process: positive regulation of cell migration. Gene Ontology annotation, cellular component: plasma membrane. The coding region runs from base 139 to 513 and encodes 124 amino acids. The record is from RefSeq and is a predicted model, not a curated record. The transcript is spliced from 4 exons.
UUGUGAGCACCAAUCAGAGCGCAGAAAAACCCGGAAGUUCUGAGAGUGUAAGAAAGAGCGCCUGCAUUCAAUUUGAAAAGAACGAACAACAUCAGGUAGUAACACUGAUCUUGAUUCAGCACCCUCAACUGGUCAGCCAUGAGUUUUGCUUCGAGUCCUUUCACCCCGAUGGGCAUUCACAGCAUUCAGGAGCAGCGGGACUGCUGGGAGAGGAAGAGGAGCCGCACGGCCCGCGAGCUAGUCCAGAGUGAACAAAGCUACUGCAAACAGCUGGAUCUAGUUGUCACGUACUUUGUGGAGAUCUUGAAGGCCAAAGGAACCCUCAGGCAGGACAUUAGAGAAAGCAUCUUCAGUUCAAUUAAAUCCAUUCAUUUAAUAAACCAGACCCUACUCACUCAUCUAGAACUGGGGAGGUUUGGCGUCGGGUUUGAGGAGUUCUGCACUCAUCUGCAGUUGUAUAAUACUUAUGUUGACAACAUUCAGACGGCUAAAAAAGCCCUCAUGGUAAGUUGA